Exophiala spinifera is the source of this 1350-nucleotide messenger RNA. RefSeq lists its product as uncharacterized. NCBI's taxonomy places the organism in Eukaryota, Fungi, Ascomycota, Eurotiomycetes, Chaetothyriales, Herpotrichiellaceae. Bases 1 to 1350 code for a protein of 449 amino acids. The record is from RefSeq and is a predicted model, not a curated record. The transcript has 2 exons. Gene Ontology annotation, molecular function: flavin adenine dinucleotide binding; acyl-CoA dehydrogenase activity.
AUGGCCGCCUUUUCAACAGCGCCAUACGCAGACCCUGCAUGGCUCUCUCGCGUUGUAAGCCCAUAUUACACCGACAGCCACCGACGCCUACAGCGCGAAGCGCGCGAGUACGUCGCGACGUGCAUCACGCCGUUCUGCGAAGAUUGGGAACGGCAAGGAGCGGUCCCUCGCGAUGUGAUCCUCAAUCACGCCCGGCUCGGGUACAUGGCCGUAUCGAUCUAUCCGCUUGCCGUCGAGCAGAUCAGAGCAGCGAACCAACGACUUCCGGGAGACAUCAGGCCGGAGGACUGGGACGGGUUCCACGAUUUGAUCAUCAUCGACGAGAUUGCGAGAUGCGGGUACUUGGGAGUCAUCUGGGCGCUGAGCUGUGGAAAUUCUAUUGGUGCUCCGCCUUUGAUCAACUUUGGAACCAAGGAGCAGAAGGCCCGGUUCUUGCCCGACGUCUUAUCUGGAAAGUCACGUUUCUGUCUGGGCGUCACUGAGCCUGACGCUGGAUCUGACGUGGCGGGAAUUACAACGACGGCCGAACGACGGGGAGACGUAUAUAUAGUCAAUGGCGCAAAGAAGUGGAUCACCAAUGCCAUAUUCGCGGACUACGUAACGGCCGCCGUCCGCACUGGAGGUCCAGGCAGACAAGGAGUCUCGGCUUUGAUCAUCUCGCUGAAGGCCCCGGGUGUGACUUGUACCAAGAUUGAGAAUUCCGGUGUAAAUGCGAGUGGAUCGACGUACAUCGAGUUCGACGAUGUCCAGGUUCCAGUUUCCAAUCUGCUAGGUCAAGAGAACCAUGGUUUCGAGAUCAUCAUGUCGAAUUUCAACCACGAGCGCCUGUGGCUGGGAUGCACUUCCCUCCGGAUGGCACGAGUGUGCGUCGAGGAUGCAUAUGCACACGCGCUUCGGAGAGAAACGUUCGGCAAACCGUUGAUCGCAAAUCAAGUCAUAUCAGCCAAAUUUGCCGACUUUGCUCGCGACAUCGAACCCGCACACGCAUACAUGGAGUCAAUAGUGUUUCUGAAUGAGCACAACCGCAAGCGCCAGAGGAGACCGCACGAUCGUGGUCAUAGUGGACAAUCUCAGAAGCUCGCUCCAGCAGCCCUGGAUGUCGGCGCUAUGAUUGCAACGCUGAAGACAAGUGCCGGGCGAGUUUUGGAGCGAGUCAACCGGGAUGCGCAACAAAUCAUGGGUGGCGCCGGGUAUUCCAGGAGUGGAAAGGGUGCAAGAAUCGAACAGAUUAGCAGGGACGUGCGAGUUAUGGUGGUGGGAGGUGGAAGCGAUGAGAUUUUGAGCGAUUUGGCUGUCAAGUUGGAGACCAAGGAGCUGAAGAAACUGUCCCAGCUGUCGAGCAAGCUAUAA